AUGGGCCGACAACGACGUCCUUCCACCGCGUCUACCACGACGGCCGACAACAGCCUACCACCAGAGUCGGAAUUAGGCUCCAUGUACGACUAUCUCGCAAAGAUCAUCCUCCUCGGUCCCUCGUCAGCCGGGAAAUCCUGCCUCCUCCACCGCUUCGUAAACUCUUCCUGGCGCAUCCUCUCCUCUCAAACCAUCGGCGUUGAAUUCGCGACCAAAAUUGUAAAAGUCGGCGACGGAAACCGCAGAAAGAGAAUAAAGUUGCAACUUUGGGAUACGGCUGGGACAGAGCGUUUCAGGAGUGUGAGCAGGAGUUAUUACCGUGGUGCUGCUGGCGCGAUAUUGGUCUACGACAUCACAAGCCGGGAUAGUUUCACGCAACUGGGCACAUUUUUGAACGAUGCGAGGGCACUGGCGAGUCCGCAGUUGACGCUGCUGUUGGCGGGUAACAAAGCCGAUCUAGCGGACCCAGUGGACAGUGAUGCUGAGAGCGAGGAUGAUUUGGACGAUAGCAGUAUCUUUAUCGCUUCCAGAGGCACUAUACCAAGAGGUGGAAACGGCGCUCGCGUAACCUUUGCGCCGGAUGGUCGGCAAGUCUCUUCAGCACAAGCGACACAAUGGGCGACGACACAAACCAUUCCAAUGGCCGUCGAAGUAUCAGCAUUCAACGGCGAUGGCGUGGACGAGCUGUUCAAUCGUCUAGCUCGCAUGAUCUUGGCCAAGAUUGAGCUGGGCGAGAUAGACCCCGAUGAUCCCUUAUCUGGUAUCCAAUACGGCGACAGUCUAUCCUGGGCCAUCGACGACGGAGGAAGCAGUAUCAAAAGCGGCGUAGACGGUCCAAGGAGACGGAGAAAGAGAGCAGGUACAGGACAGUGGGCCUCUGGUCUGCGCGAGUGGGAAGAAGUUUUCAAACUCGACGGGUCCAGACGGAGGGGCUGUUGCUGA
This is a messenger RNA of Aureobasidium pullulans EXF-150, 942 nucleotides long. RefSeq names its product ras-domain-containing protein. The record is from RefSeq and is a predicted model, not a curated record. Gene Ontology annotation, molecular function: GTP binding; GTPase activity. Gene Ontology annotation, cellular component: endosome. The transcript is spliced from 2 exons. The coding region runs from base 1 to 942 and encodes 313 amino acids. Gene Ontology annotation, biological process: regulation of endocytosis. Lineage: Eukaryota; Fungi; Ascomycota; Dothideomycetes; Dothideales; Saccotheciaceae.